Rhipicephalus sanguineus (brown dog tick) is the source of this 8788-nucleotide messenger RNA. RefSeq names its product mucin-12-like. The coding region runs from base 700 to 4692 and encodes 1330 amino acids. The transcript is spliced from 10 exons. NCBI's taxonomy places the organism in Eukaryota, Metazoa, Arthropoda, Arachnida, Ixodida, Ixodidae. The record is from RefSeq and is a predicted model, not a curated record.
GAGAGAGGUAACACCGGUCGGCGGCAUUCCGCUUUGUGCACUGUGACGCUUCGGAUGUUGGCCGCGAGUGCUCUCCGCUUGGCGCGACUGUGAACGCCCGGAUGCGAGCGGGAUUAGCGUGGAUGCGCGCCACCACUGACGCCGGCUCGUGUUGUGUGUGAGAAGAAACACGCAGCCGUUUCUCGUAGACUUCCGGACGGUGCUGGCGAAUUCUCGAUCGUUUCGGGGAAGUCUCUCUGCCUAAGUUCGUCGGCGGUUUUGUCGUUCCACACUGCGCGGCAGCCUCGAAGCCGCCGCCGUCCUCCUCACGCUCAGUUAUGGAUACCACCAGCCUGCCUCACGUCCAUCAUUCUCCUGCUGGCUGCCUUCUCGGCGACGACAGUCGGCCAGACCGAGACGACAACGACGACGCCGGCAGCGACAACAACGGAAACUCCGGCUCAAGACUCUCCAAACAAUUUCUUCGGGACGUCCUCCGAAGACAGUUUGCUCGGCGAACAAGGGACAGCCAUUGCUGGGCUCACGGUUCGAACGGAUGACCAAUCUGCUACUUCGCCGCCAAGCCCAGGAAACAGCCUUGGAGCGGCGUCGCCUAACGAUAUUUUUGGCACGGAAAAUCAAAAAUUGAACGACAUAGAGGCAGAUAAGUUGACGAAGACAGAAGUACACGCACCGCCGGAAAGCGCCGUUGGUAUUGAAAUGUCCGUGCUGACGAGAAACGAGACUACGACGUUGGCGCCUACGCUGCCUUCGACGACAGAGACAGGACCAAGUUCCGUGGGUGCUUUUGUGACGACUGGGUCAACCGAAGAAGCAGCGUCCUCUAGCACAGACGAGACAACUACGUAUAGUCAAGAUGGUGAUGACGGUGCGACGAGCGCGUCUUCGACGGUUCCGGUUACAUCGCGUACGUUGUCGCCAGAUGUGACUACACCAUACGGCUCCGAGGGUACCACGGAAACUGCAUUCGCUGCGACGAACGUGCCAAACGCCUUGCAAGAGACGUCUUCUCCCGAGUCCUACGCUACUCAACCUGUACAUUCCUCGCCAUUUGCCAUCGACCAAGCCGAUGCCUUGUCGCAGUCCACUUCAUUGCCCAGCAGUUAUGGUCCGCUGGCAACGGAAGGUGCAUUGGAGAUAAACAGCGAUGGUGCUUACGGAGGCUAUCCGAACAACCCGGCCGAACUGUCCACCGGUGCUGCCGCGCCUGAUCAGGUGGCAACGGGCCCUUUUCAUACUCCCAACAGUUAUUCUGAACCGCAGGGAACAAACAUUCCGAGCUACCUCAGUACGAUUGACGCGAACAGCGGCAUCUUACCGGGACCUGCCACCGAUUAUACUUACCCAGGAUACAGCUCUGCAGUAGUGGGCAAUCGAGGACCAACAUUUUUUAGCAGUCGAGAACCAACAGUACGCGUAAGAUUGCCGUGGGGAAAUGGGGGGGCUUCAGUACAGGCUCAUGAGCAUGACGUGACGUCAGAACCUCCCACGCACGCCACUACAGACGUAGUUCCGACAAGCGAUUCCGGAGCGUCGUUGCUAACGUCAGCUGGAGAGAGUACAACUGAAGGAACAACUAAUGCAGUGCCCUUCACCACAGCACAGUACCAUUACACUGAUGAUACUGGGACAACGGAAUCACCGACUGAGCACGAAAGUACAGACUCGCAGCAUCAUAGUGAGCAGACCAGCUCUACAGAAAAACCAGAUGAGGAAGCAACAACCAUUACGCCUCAUACCAGUUUACACGACAGCGUAACCGAUGUGCCAAAUACUGAGUCAAGCGUGGCACCGGAGCAUGUCGGAAACAGAGCAAAGAUGGGCAGGGCCCGAACCAUGGAGGAAACAACAGACGUCUCUAGUAAUGAUGUGGACGAUGCAGCGAAGGGGCUUUCAGGUGCGUCUGUCUCAGUUUCACCUAUUACUUCGAAUCCAGAAAGUGUCCCUAGUGCCACUGGUACAGAUGAACCAACAACAGUUUCUCCUACAGAAAGCACCGUGACUUCCAUGGGCAAAACAGAACAUACUACAACUGCAACCGCAGAAGCUUCAACCACAGGUAUUACAGGGACCUCCGCUGCUGAUGUUAGGCAGACAAGCAGUGAAGGCGUAACAGAAUCGCCUGUUGCGAUCGAAACAUCGACCCCGGUCAUCACUACCACUUCGGAGGCUACUAGUGCAGCUAUGUCACAGACAACGACUGGGCAUUCGACUUCUACUGAAGAAGGCACCUCGCCAGAGACCACCGAGGCUAGCCCGUCCCAAGAUCAAGCGGAAAUUGCCACUUCGAAUUCUGACGAGGAGACCUCAAGCCCAGUUACAGACGCAACGACUGAGAAGGUCACUGAUCCAGCGACAACUGCGCCAACGGAUUUGUCGACUCAGGGCGUUACGCAGUCAACGGAAGAAUCAGAGGUUUCUAGUCAGUCAGAUGUGGGUGGUAGUAUCGACAGCAGCACUCAGUCCCCGGAUGUGGUCCCCGACACGCACGAAGACCCCGCAGCAGUGACAACGGAAGCUGCCACGACAGAAUCUCUAACGACACCUUCGGCUGAGACAUCGCGGGCAGAAGCGUCUACAGGCGAAACAUCUACAUCAGGGUAUUCAGAGCAGACCACAAGGGAUGGUGUCACGACUAUGACUCCUGCUGGGACAGAACAUCCGAAACACGAGGUCUCGCAGGAGACGCAUACAAGCCCUUCCGAUUCAGCUACAACAGAAAUCGCUGAGCCAGUAGGCCGGGAAGAACUGGCGACACAAGGGGUGCACAAUGGCGAGCAAACUACUCCCACCCCACCAGAAGAGUCCACUGCUCAUACCACCGAGCAGGUAACAACAAUGUCGGAGCAACCAGAGACCACAGAGGUACCGACGAAUGAAGCAACGACGACACAUUCACCGGCGAUUUCUACUGAAGGUGAUGGGAACGCAGCUACGACUUCAACACCGGUUUACAGACCAGAUGAGUCUACAACGCCACCUGCUGAGACCACAACAACCGUGGAAGCCGAGUCUGCAGUGCCAGGUGCCGAGACUACGACACCGACAGCCGACAUUACAACAAGGUCAACUGCCGAAACCACAACGCCAACUUUCGAAACUACCACACCCCCACCCACUGCCGAGACUACAGCAGCGCCAGCUGCCGAGUCUACAGCGCGUUCAGCUGCCGAGACUACAGAAGCACACGUUACCAAGACUACAGAACCGACAGUUGCCGAGACUACAGAACCGUCAGCUGCCGCGACUACAGAAGCACCAGCUGUCGAGACUACAGAAGCACCAGCUGCCGAGACUACAGGAGCACCAGCUGCCGAGACUACAGAACCACCACAUGCCGAGACUACAGAACAGCCAACUGCCGAGACUACCACACCGGCCGCCGAGAUUGCAACACAGGCAGCCGAUACCACAACUCGAACUGUGGAAACCACAACUGCCGUGAAAGCUGAACCCGAAACCACACCAGCAGUAGGCGAAGUCACGAUGCCAUCAUCAGGCGCAGAUUUUACGACAGGAGCAGUAAGUGAUGUCACAACGAUUACGCCAGUCGAAACUACAACACUCGCAAACGCUGAGACGACGGAACUGUCCGUCGACGCUGGAGCAGAGACGGAAGGGACAAGCGUUUCUUCGGCAAGCCGCAGUCCGAAGCAACUUUCUGAGAGCACAUCUGCGUCUCUUCCGGAGUGGAGCACGCUGCCUUCUACCGAACACGACCACAAGCACAGCUUCACGACUGCCCCUGACCUGUUUUCAACGACUCAGGAAUAUAGAAGCUGGGAGGCAAGCACGACACACGCUCCAUCUUCCGUAGAGCCUGUUGGCCGGGAGAUUACAGAAAGGGAACCGUGGAACACGUAUCCCACAACAGUCUCCACCAUCCAGGACUGGAAGCCGUCAACAGAGACAGCGGUAUACACGUCAGGUUCGCCAACCAGUACGACAACCGAAGGCGACGAGUCUUGCAUCAUUAUGGAUGGUUCCCUGCCGGUGCGGUGUCUUUUGCCUGAGGAGCUCAACCACACGGUCACGGUCAAGUUUGGCGAUCUGAACCAAACCCGGGCGGAAAUAUUCCGCGCGGAGGCCAGAGUGUGGCUGUUGGACUACUGCAAUAAAAAUGGCAUCCCAAUUGGUGAACCAACAGUGGUGUUCCUCCCUCGAAACAGCCAUAUGGACACGAUCACCUUCUUCGUUGUCAACAACACCAGAGGUUCAGUGGUUCCAAGUGAUACUGUCGUUGCAGUCCUCACCAACAUGAAGCUGACAUUUGAAGAUAGGCUCGGAACAGCGAUAACGGACGUCUUCUACGGAUUGCCCAUAGUGCACAAGACAGAUGAGCCCAGCACUACCUUCCUGGGGUCAUCUCUUGGCCUCGUUUACGUCAUCGUGGGAGCGGCGGUGGCGGCCCUGCUUCUACUGGCCCUGCUCGUGGUCAUCAUGGUCAAGUGUCGAACGCUUUCCUCAAACCAGUACUCGCCCGAUUCGGAGAAGCUGACCAAGGACUUGCACAUGCGGGCAGAGAUGGGCGACCUGCGGCCAGCCGACGAGAUCCUCAAGGAGGAGGCCCAGCUCAAGGAGGCCAUCAACGGCAACGGCACGCACAUCAACGGCGACGGCUGGGUCGUGCCGUACUCGCAGAUAGUCAGCGAGCGCAAGGACAAGCCCGACGCACAGGACACGCGGCUCUGAAGCCCGGUCUUCGUCGCACCGCUGGAACGAGAUCUCCAGGGUACCGCAGUCGGCUGUUAGGCAAUGCUUGGACUCAUGGCCUCCGAUGCAAACACGCUUGAGUACACAGGAAGUGCAGAAGAAAAGAGGAGGGUCUCCGCGAGCGCAGUGCACAAGAUUACUUUAGUUCUGAAAGAACUAUCGAGAGUCGUGCCAGUUACAAAUCGACCAAACUUGAUUCGGGAAGAACUGUUCUAUGAUCAGUCUUUGCGUUCCAUUAACUUGCAUUUGGCUCUGUUAGGAAAGGCACUGUUUAAGACGUGUGCGCUGCGAUGACAUUUGAAGAGGAGCUGUAGUAAGAGGUUACUUAUGACGUUUUUAAUGUAAAAAAAAUAGCAGAACGCCAGAGAAGCAGCUGGAAUCCCGUAUAGAUUAACAAAACACGUCUGCAGGCGCAAAAAGCUCCACAAGUGUACAGCAGGCUGUGUGCCAAUCAAAAAUGAUGUGAGCACUUCCUGUACCAGCCCUGUAUAUCGUAGAACUUUGGUUAACAUACGUAAAAUAGAAGCAUAGCGCGUCGCCUGAAAAACAAAUGGUUACGCGCAGCGGAGUUUCGAUGGCUAUAUAAACGCAUUAAGGGGGCGAUCGCCAUGAGCAGGAAGUGGACAUUCAGCUUCAACUUCACAUCACCCGCCAUGAGUCAUUUCAGCAUUGCUGCAGCACAUCUGUGGUUCCCUGAAAACCUACUCCAGUGAUUUUGGCCUUUCUGGAUACGAAAGCUUGUUCCGCUGAACGCGGCUUCGUCAAGAACCGCGCAUCACGUCACGUGGUGCCCAUCUGCAAUCGGUGUCCCUUGUGGAGCUGCACAAGGUGCGCACUGUCCUUGCUGGUCACAAUCAUGACAAGUUGGACUACAAGCUUGGACAUUACUACAGUGUUACAGCGCAGCGACCACGCUACUACUCUGACUGUCUGCUCGAGUGUGUGAAAGCUGCUCGGGAUUCACAUGUGCGCGUAAAUGUGUGAAAAUACGCCGCUGUGUCAUCACAGUGCAAUGUGACAAGAGACCUAGCAGGCUGGCCUCUUGCCCUUGAGCGUGUCUUUAUUGUAUAACGGGCUCGCCUACGUUGAGGCAAAUUGGGUGCCAUUCCAAGCAUUGUGGUCGUGAUAAAUGCUGUAAUGCGAGACAUACUUAAGUAAGUUAUGAUGAUGAGGAAAGAGCGACAUGCCACAUUCCAGUCAAGUAUAUGGUGUUUCUUUUUUCUUGCCAGUGCUGAAAAGUUGUAGAAUUAGCAGUGUCCCUGGAAUGAAACGUUUUGACAAUAGACAAGGGGACCUGUCUUCCGCAGGCCCCCGAAGAAGACAUGACCGCUUGUCCUUACCAGCGACAUUCUUCCUUCGCCGAUUUCAUCACGUCAAGCCUCGGUUUUCCCCAGAACUUCUGGCUCAGCUGGAUUUUUUUUUGUAGCUUGACUCUGAGCCAGUGUUUCAGAUGGACAAAGUACUUUCUCUUUUAGUGUCCUUUGUGAGCCCUUAGCUUUGUUUUGGCAAUGGUAGACAGCACUUUCUUGUCACUUAUCGAACUAUACCCCUACCCUGGAGAAGACAAUGAAUCUGAACCUUGGUCGAGCGCACCACGUUCGCAUCUUGUCCUGAUAUGUCAUUUUCUGCGGAUGACAACAUAUAAUUCUUUGGAAGGGUGGGCGACGUGUACAGAGAUGAUCGUUGGUGGAAACAGUGUAGAUGACUGCGCGCAUAGAACGGUUCGCAGUUGAAGCUCAGCUGAACAACAGCGAAAGGUUGUUUAAAAGCGGCCUAUGGGAUGCUUAUCGCAUGCAGAAUUCAUGCAGGAAGAAGUGAUCGUAGUGGAAUGCUGCAGAAAAUAUAGUACCAAACUAGCGCAAUAGCUUCUUUGACUUGUAGAAUGUUAUAUAGUACAGUAAAUGAACGCACGUUGUCUGCAGGGGAAGGUCGCUAAAAAAGGAAAUUGCUUCGCGUGAAAGAUAAAAAAGAUAUUGGGGAUUCAUACCCGGAAAGGUACAUCACCACUAUGAUUCUGAAGAUGUACAACUUGUUUCUGAUCCAUUACUAACAAAACGUUUUUAUUUACGUGAUUACACGUGUUUUUCUAAUGAAAGUGUCUCUUGAUAACCAUUAUUGGGUAGCACGGUUGUUGUAUUUCAGUGGAAAUCACUGUAGAUGUUUAUGCUAAAUGUCGUUGUGGGAGUUCAAUUCACUUUGAAGAACAUGCAUAAUAGUUUAACCUUGGGCCGCACAUUUUUCUAUAAAACUAUGGGCUCAAUGAAAGCACAGUCAAUUCAAGUUUGCUGACCUAAACAAGAGCGCUUAACACUUUUAGCAGCCGUUUCCGUGAUGAUCGCUAAAAGAGGAAUGAGAAGCAAAACAGAUUUUUGCCUUUUGCCAACUAGAUCUUAGACUCUCGUGUUCAAACAUUAAGCGGACAUACAAUCUUAGAAGCAUGUACAGUUAGUCAAUAUGCACAUUUAGGCAAUUACAAUAGGAAUUUACCCGCACUACAGAAUGUGCCAUCGGCACUAGGAGUGCCUUAAAACUAUUUCUGAUGAUCUUGUUAGAACUAGACACAUUCUGUACAUUUCAUAGUAGAUGCUGCAUGCGCUACAUUGGAUAUCCAUGGCGACCACGCAACGAUACCAUGCUAGAGCUUUCGAGCUUGACCACUUCAUGCGUCCCAAAUUUUGUGGCCGUUACAUUUGUGGUUUUAGACUGCUCCUAGUUUUCCCUUUCUUUUGACAGUUUGUUGCAAAAUUUUAUCAAGGCGAAAGCAGGCACGUCUAUAAAAGUUGACCAUCUGCUCCAGAAGUAUUACGGGUCACCAUAAUGUGAGAUUUGCCCGAGGACCGUUGCCAAAUACUUUGUGACAGUUUACAAUGAUGUUGAGUUUACAAUUACGUAUUAUAGGUGGCAGUUCGCUGUGAAAUCUUAUUUUGCCAGAAGUUGUUCUCUGAAAACAGAUGUCAGCGUAUCUGGUUAGUGAUUACAUAUUAACAUAUAGAGCGAACUGUACGAAUAAUUUGCAGUUCAAUCCCCAUUUCGUUCCCAACUCCUCACACAACUCUUCCAUAGAGCAACCGCAGACAACCAUACACAUGUAUGCGACUAUUAUUGUGUACACAUUUUGUAGACAGUCAAGAAUACGCGAGGUUGCUACAUCAAUGUCUUGAGUUCUUUCAGCAAUCUCAAACAGUUAUUUGCAGUGAUUUAAAGGGACGAGCGUGGCUAUCUGCCAGUUUACCUCAUAGUCACAAUAAUGGCUCAUCAGUCACUUUGAAUGUGGCUUGCGUGUAGUCACUCUUCUUUUUUAUUUCCACAGAGGAACUUUGUCCUCGUGUACAUAGAUUUUGAAAGCGUGGUAAUGUACUUUUGUAACUUUUUACACUUCCGACUUCCUCUACUGCUUUUUUCACCACAUGUCAGAAUACCUGCAUUUUCUAUGCGCUUUGCCAUUCGCUAUUGCGUUCUUUAUAUUAAAACAGGUAGGCUGUGGCAGCGCGACAUCAUUAAAGCACUUACAAGCCUUGCCUGUCUUUUGCACUGACUCAGCAUUUGUCUUAUACACAUACAGAGUGCCUUAUUUUUACGCUGAGUAGCUGGCAGCGCAAUUAACUUUUAUGCAAUAUAAUCAAAUGAACCGUAGCGACGAGCUUUCGCGUAGAAGAUGCAAACCAAAAGUGUAACUAUAAUUGGUGGUGCAUUUCUUUCUGUUUAAUUAUUUUUCCCGCGCUAUAUCGUGCCAAAACUUGAGGCUCAUCUCAGUUUAAAAAUGGCACUUAUUGUGAUCCUUGUUUAGUCGCCGUAUUCAAGGACGGGCUCUGUGGACAUGUCAGAGUGUUGCGCUGUGCAGACAGUGCCUGAAUAUAGCGUGACUCACGAGGGGUAAUGUAAAUGGCGAUCCAUGUUCUGCUGCAAUAUACGGUGAGGCGGUGCGCCACACACCCUUGAGUGUUUGCUUGAACGAAUUGAAUGCGCGCGAUGUUUGCGUUUUCAAACUAACCAAUCAAAGUGCCUGUGUCAUUGCAUUUCUGUUCUGUUCCUUGACCGAGAUAUGUAUAUAGUGAAUUAAAGGUUGUUUCAAAUA